CAGAAGAUAAAAUAUUUUCCAUUUAAAUUUUUUGAAAUUAAAAAUUUACGAACAGAACCAAUUAUCUGGAAUUCUGUUUACGUAUGUUACUAUAGAAACUUCUGUUAUCAAUAAGAGAAUUUUCAUUAUGGCAUCGUCGAGUUUCCAAAAAUCGCCCCGAUUGUCGCCGUAUGAUCUUUAUUUGAAGGAGAGAAUCGUUAGCGUCUUUAAAUUUUUCGAUAAAGAGAACAAUGACACUAUUAAUUCCGACGAUUUAGGGGCUUUCAUCCGUUGCUUGUAUCUCUGUCCCAUGGAAUCGGAAAUCGAUGACGUACUUAAAAUGGUAGAAAAUCCUGAAAAUCCAGGAACAAUACACAUGGAGAGAAUUAUGCCCGUUAUGCUAGACAUUAUGAAAACAGAAAAAUUCAAACCAGUUGAUGCCGAAUUAUUAAAGGAGGCAUUUGAAUAUUUGGAUAAAGAGAAAAAACAUUAUUUAACUGAAGAGGAGGCCAAACAGAUUUUUACCAAAUAUGGAGAACCAUUUACAAAAGAAGAAAUGGAUAAUAUGUUGGAUUUUGCUGUCAGCAGCAGAGACAAUCGAAUAUAUUAUCAAAAUUAUUUGUCUCAGUCAGUCAUUACAGAGGAAGAGUACUUAAAAGGGAAAAAAUCAAAUAAAGAGUAAAUCAUUCUGUAAAAACUAAUAUGGCAAACUUUUAAAAAAUAAAAUUACUGAAAUAA
Molecule: messenger RNA, 717 nt
Organism: Centruroides sculpturatus (bark scorpion)
Lineage: Eukaryota; Metazoa; Arthropoda; Arachnida; Scorpiones; Buthidae
Product: EF-hand calcium-binding domain-containing protein 2-like
Exons: 6
Coding region: 128-661 (177 amino acids)
Molecular function (GO): calcium ion binding
Source: RefSeq, a predicted model, not a curated record